This is a messenger RNA of Histoplasma mississippiense, 1077 nucleotides long. RefSeq lists its product with no specific name. The record is from RefSeq and is a predicted model, not a curated record. The transcript has a single exon. Gene Ontology annotation, molecular function: catalytic activity. Bases 1 to 1077 code for a protein of 358 amino acids. NCBI's taxonomy places the organism in Eukaryota, Fungi, Ascomycota, Eurotiomycetes, Onygenales, Ajellomycetaceae.
AUGGACCCCCUCAUGCAAAAGACCUUCACAACCUCGCGCUCCCUCACAUACUCCUACUAUAUCUCACCCCCGCCACCGUCGCCGCCGUCGCAAAACGCAUCCGCCCCACCGCCCCUCCUCCUCCUCCACGGCUUCCCCGACGGCCCUCUCCUCUGGCGGCCCCUCCUCCCCUACCUCCUCUCCCUGCCUCACCGCCUCAUCAUCCCCUCCCUCCUCGGCUACCACCCUACCUCUACCCCCAGCGACCCCACCGCGUACAACUCCAAGUCCAUGUCUGACGACCUCGCCGAGCUUCUCACGGCCGAAGACGCCCGCACUGUCAUCGCCAUCGGCCACGACUGGGGCUCCUUCCUAGCCAACCGCCUCUACCUCUGGCACCCGGAGCGCGUCGCGGGCCUGGCCCUGCUGAACUUAGCGUACAUGCCGCCCAACCAGACGACGCCCUUCGAUCUGGACCAAACGAACGCGCUCAUGGAACAGCUGUUCGGGAACCCGAUCUUGGCGUACUGGGAGUUGCUGACGCGGGCGACGGGGGACGUGCCGGCGCUGCUGGAGGGGAAUGCGGCACGGCUCUGGGAGCUGCUGCAUGCGGCGCGGCCACAGCCGGAGUGGAUGCGGAAGCUCCUGUGUGAGCGGGGGGCGACGGAGGCGUUUUUGACGGCCGGCACUGUCGACGGGGAGGCAGUGGCGGGGGACAUCAAGCUGAGGGACUAUGCUGGGCAUGGCGGUGUGUAUUGGGAGGACUUCGUUAGGAGGCUGACGGAUAGGGAGGCGGGAGGCAUUGCGCCGGCGCUCUGUUGGUAUCGGGCCAUGUCGGAGAAUGCGACGUUCGAGGUAGAAAGGACGCUGGAAAAGGAGGCGUUGGUGCUGAAGGUGCCGACGCUGUUCGUGGCGUGUCCUGGUGACGCGGUGUGUCGGGCGGAGUUGAUAGAGGCGCCGAAACAGGAGGGCUUGCUGCCGGAUCUGACUGUGGUGGAGGUCGGCGGGUGUGGGCAUUGGGGGAUUAUCUAUGAGAAGGCGGAGGAGACGGCAGGAGUUAUUGGAGGGUUUUUGAAGGAGAGGUUUGGAUCGAAGUAG